AGAUAAAUUCUGAUUACUUUUUUUUUAUCAACUAUUUAUUUUUGAAAGUCAUUCAUCAAAAUUAUCAGAUAAAGAUUUGUAGCUGCUAAUAUCGUUCAAUCAGUUUUCGCGGACUGGAAAUAAAAAGUUUCUGAAGAGGGUAAAGACUUAAGAUUGCAGUUAUGGAGUUCAUACUGAUGAUAGCUCAGGAUCUUUUCCAUGAUCUAAUUAACUAUCCCUUUUAUUCUGCUGUAAUAAUUAUUUUUGUUCUGGGUAGUUUAAUGCAUUUCUACUGCAGACUGACCCUUGGCAUUUGUGAUAGUCAUCAGGAUAUGAGGAACAAAACAGUGCUUAUAACAGGUGCAUCAGCAGGUAUUGGUAAAAUGACCGCUAUGGAUAUGGCAAGAAGAAACGCUCGUGUGCUGCUCGCUUGUAGAAAUGUUGAAAAAGCUAAUAAAGUGGCCGAAGAGAUAAAAAAGACCACUGGAAAUCAGAACGUGUUUGUCAAGGUUUUAGAUUUGACUUCUUUUGCAUCUGUAAGAGCAUGUGCAAAAAGUGUAUUGGAAACUGAAGAAAAAUUACACGUUUUAAUCAAUAAUGCCGGCAUAGCAGGAUUAAAAAAUCGAAAGCUGACAGAAGAUGGUUGCGAAAACACGAUGCAGUCUAAUCAUUUGGGACACUUUCUUUUGACGCUUUUACUUUUAGAUUUGCUGAAGCGUAGUUCACCCAGCAGAAUAAUCAACGUGUCUUCUGAAGCCCAUCGUUACCAGAGGUUAGACAUCGAAGACCUGAGCAACAAAAAAGGAUUGAAUUCGAUUUAUGUUUAUGGAAACACUAAGUUGGCAAACGUCUUAUUUACUGCUGAAUUGGCUGAUAGACUUCAAGGAUCAGGAGUGACAGUUAAUUCAUUGCAUCCCGGUGUGGUGAACUCGGAUUUCUUGACUCCACUUGAUGGUUUAUAUUCAAUUUUAAUGAGAAUAUUGUUUUUUGUGGUUGGCAAAACAUCAGAAGAAGGUGCUCAAACUACAAUUCAACUGGCAGUUGAUCCUCGGUUGGAAAAGACUACUGGGAAGUAUUUCGCUGAUUGCAAAAAGAAAUCAGUGACACGAGCGGCAAGGAACAAAUUACUGGCAAAACGUCUGUUUGAAGUUAGCGAAAAAAUCGUUGGAGAAUCAUUUUGUAAAAAACAAUAAAAAGCCAUAAAAUAAAUUUUAUAAAGCA
This is a messenger RNA of Parasteatoda tepidariorum (common house spider), 1200 nucleotides long. Its product is annotated as retinol dehydrogenase 12. The record is from RefSeq and is a predicted model, not a curated record. Lineage: Eukaryota; Metazoa; Arthropoda; Arachnida; Araneae; Theridiidae.